CCAUAUACCUUGUUACAGAGCUGGAACGCGUAGGAAAGGAAAGCUGCAACUAUCCUAUUUCGCAUCGGACUUGUAGCUUGUGUUAACUCGGCGUUGUAGAGUUAUUUUUUUCAUAGUUCCAUCCAACACAUAUUGCAUCCUUGUCAAUUGAAUUGUUAUCUAGUUCCAAUAUAUUCCAGCAAGUAAUUUGCUCCGAUGGCUGCCGCUUCGGCUCCCUUGCUGGAGGAAACCGUUCCUUUCGAUGAUGAUCAUGUAAAUCCCGAAGAUAGGGUGACACAUCGGGUUGUACAUGCAUACGUGACAUUUUUCCACAUUGCAUUCCGCUCGGCUGCAAUAGCAACAUACUUGUUUUGUGGUUGGUUUAGUGAUAGUUUUAUAACGAGUUUUGUAUUCGUGAUUUUGCUAUUAUCGGCUGAUUUUUGGACAGUGAAGAAUAUUACCGGCCGUCUACUUGUCGGACUGCGUUGGUGGAAUUACGUCGAUGACAAUGGAGUUUCACACUGGAUAUUUGAAUCAAAAAAUGAAGCCCAUGCAACGAAAAUUAAUUACCUCGAGAAACGUGUGUUCUGGAUUGCACUGAUGACGAGUCCUAUCUUAUGGGCAUUUUUCUUCAUAACUGCUUUGUUUGGUAUGAAAUUUAAGUGGCUGUUGCUAGUGGUUAUUGCACUUGUUUUGAAUGGAGCAAAUCUAUAUGGAUAUGUAAAAUGCAAUUUUGGAACAACAGCAAAUAUUAGCACUCGUACAACUGACUUUGUGAAAAGUCAAGUUCUAAAAAACGCGGUAAAUUUCAUGAAUUCUACAAACGGGACCGACAUUACUUCCGGUAAUAACCAUAAUGUAUCUACAAAUAACAAGUUUAAUAACAAGUUGGUAAACACAAUGUAAACAUAGUGUAGAAAAAUGCUUCUCUUCUUUUUUUAAUUAUGACGGCCGUAUUGUCAGCACCGCAAGUGCUGACGAGAUUCAAAUGUCCAAAAAUACACAAAAUUCACAAAAAAAUAAACAAGGCAUUUCCUCCCUGAUACUUCGUCUUAUCCCGGGCGUGCUCGGUUACUACUCUUGUUUUGUUUGGCAGAAAAUUAUUUGUUUCAUAAAUAAUUAAUCAAUCUCCAUAAUAUAAAUAAUAAUCUCCAUAAAAAAUAGACAACGUGUCUGAAUAAAUACGUGUAAACGCAUGCAUAAUUACAUUCUACCCUUCCAAUAUCAAUCAAAAUUUGCAAAAUGGUGCAAAUGUUAAAGCUCCUCUAGACUGUUGGCGAUUUUCCCAACGCGACAGUAGCUUAGUUGGUGUAGAAUAUUUUUGAAGCUUUUAAAAUAUGACCAAUAAGUUUGUUUACUUUCUGGUUAUCGGGCGACCAGGAACAAAAACGGUCAUGACGAACUCAAUCCAGCAAAAAUAAUGAUCCGCAAAAUAAGAUUAACCAAUGUUUCAAUAAAAAUUAAUGUAAAUAACCCGGAUUAACAAGGAAAACAAUUCUACCAGCUUCAACGUUCCAUCGGCAAAAAUGUGACCAUGUUUGAUUGAGCUGUGUUGUGCGAAGGAGCAUUUGUUUUGCACGUGUAACCGAGAGAACAUUUAUUAAUAAUUAAAUGAUUUAUUAAUUACCUCAAAAUGGAUAAAACGUCGUGAAUAAAACAAAUUAUAAUAUAUUUUGCUUGUA
Messenger RNA from Anopheles stephensi (Asian malaria mosquito), 1661 nucleotides. RefSeq lists its product as uncharacterized. NCBI's taxonomy places the organism in Eukaryota, Metazoa, Arthropoda, Insecta, Diptera, Culicidae. Gene Ontology annotation, biological process: protein secretion; vesicle-mediated transport. The record is from RefSeq and is a predicted model, not a curated record. Gene Ontology annotation, cellular component: Golgi membrane. The transcript is spliced from 4 exons. The coding region runs from base 196 to 885 and encodes 229 amino acids.